UUUGAAUCUGAACUAUGGAGUCAGCUAAGAAACCAACAAAGAGUGCAGAUAGGAGCAGAACCUAUUUACGCCAUAAGGCCACCAUUCUUGAAACAGAAGAUGACAUUUUCUGCGUGAAGUACUCCCCUGACGGAGAGUACAUAGCCUUUGCUUGAGGGGAUGGAUACGUCCGGAUCCUGAGCAGGAGAACCACCAAAGUUAAGGAACUUAUAGCUGACCCUAAGAAAGAUCCGUUUAAUCAGAUGCCGAUUACAUGAAUCAGGUGGAGAGAAGAUAGCAAAAUAUUGACAACUUCUUCAGCAGAUGGAUUUAUCUAUUUUUGGCAUGUAAAGUCAGGGAAACUCCUCUUCAAAAUCGCUGAAGAGGAGAACCAGACUUAUUGCCUUGAUUAUGACCGCAGCUUUGAGUACCUUGCCACUGCGGGCAAGGAUCACAAAGUAAGGCUCUAUGAUAAUGAGUCAUUAUCCCUCUUGUCAACGAUGGAGCGAGGAGGUUCGAAAUAUUCUGGACACUCUAACAGAAUAUUUGCACUGAAAUUUCAUCAAAUUAACAGCAACUUGCUUCUGUCAGGCGGUUGGGAUAAUGUAGUUUAUGGCUGGGAUAUUAGACAAAACACACCUUCCCAUCAUAUCUCAGGCCCCAACAUCUCCGGUGAAUCCAUUGACGUGAUUGGCAACAAUCUACUUGCAGGAAGUUUUACAGAUACAAGUAAUCUGUGAAUUUACGACCUGCGGAAACUUAAGGAUCCGUUGAACCUUUCAUGGUUCUGAGAAAAUGAAAAAGUUCCAGAAGGAAUUGUCCCAUCUUGUGUGUAUACAGCAAUGUUCCUAAAAUCUGACCCUGAAUAUAUUCUAGCAGGAGGGGCUAACAAGAAUGAACUGAGGCUUUUCCGUUCUGAGAAGCCAAUCUCUAAGAUCACUAUGCUCGAGACCCCAUGAUUAAGUGUUGAUUGCCAUCCUGAGGGAGAUGAGUUCUCCUUUGGAUGCUCUGAUGGCGGCUUACACAUUAUUGGCCUCAACACUAAAUAAUUUUGCAUAUGUAAUUAAUUUCUAAGUUAGCACG
Moneuplotes crassus is the source of this 1062-nucleotide messenger RNA. The record is from the annotation of a GenBank genome assembly. NCBI's taxonomy places the organism in Eukaryota, Ciliophora, Spirotrichea, Euplotida, Euplotidae.